GGCGGCCGCCGAGCCUGGGUCUCGUGAGCGCCGCUGGGGGGGGCGGGGGGUCCCGGGCGGCGGCAGCGAGACCCUGGCGGGGCGCCGGAGUCACGCCAGCCCCGGGCUUUGAGGCCUACUCCGGAGCGCUGGCGGCUGGGCGGGCCGGCAGCACGCACACCGCCGCCCCGAGCCCUGCCGCCGCCCGCAGGCACUGCCGAGCCGGCCCGGGAGGCGUCUGUCGCGGAUAGAGGUGGGUGAUGCCAAGCACAGCCAUGAAGAAAAAGGUGCUGCUGAUGGGUAAAAGUGGGUCUGGGAAGACCAGCAUGAGGUCCAUUAUCUUUGCCAACUACAUCGCCAGGGACACACGGCGCCUGGGUGCCACAAUUGAUGUGGAGCAUUCCCAUGUUAGAUUCCUAGGAAACCUGGUGUUAAACCUCUGGGACUGCGGAGGCCAGGACACCUUUAUGGAGAACUACUUCACCAGUCAGCGGGACAACAUCUUCCGCAACGUAGAAGUCCUCAUCUAUGUCUUUGAUGUAGAGAGCCGUGAACUGGAGAAGGACAUGCACUACUACCAGUCCUGUUUGGAGGCAAUUCUGCAGAACUCUCCUGAUGCAAAGAUCUUCUGUCUGGUGCACAAGAUGGACUUGGUGCAGGAGGAUCAGCGGGAUUUGAUUUUUAAGGAGCGUGAGGAAGACUUGAAGCGCCUUUCCCGUCCCUUGGAAUGUGUUUGUUUUAGAACUUCCAUCUGGGAUGAGACACUGUACAAGGCUUGGUCCAGUAUAGUCUAUCAGCUGAUCCCCAAUGUCCAGCAGCUGGAAAUGAACCUGAGGAACUUUGCUCAGAUCAUCGAGGCAGAUGAAGUGCUUCUGUUUGAGAGGGCCACGUUCCUGGUCAUUUCUCACUAUCAAUGCAAAGAGCAGCGAGAUGUCCACAGGUUCGAGAAAAUCAGCAACAUUAUUAAACAAUUCAAGCUCAGCUGCAGUAAACUGGCAGCUUCUUUCCAGAGCAUGGAAGUGAGGAACUCUAACUUUGCUGCUUUCAUUGACAUCUUCACAUCAAACACAUACGUGAUGGUGGUGAUGUCAGACCCUUCAAUACCCUCUGCGGCUACGCUGAUCAACAUCCGCAACGCCAGAAAGCACUUUGAGAAGCUGGAGAGAGUGGAUGGACCAAAGCACAGCCUGCUGAUGCGUUGAACCUAGGCCCUGAGGGCACCGUGGGGCUUCUUGGGGGGGAGAAAAAAUGAAUUGGAACUACUUAUUUUUUAGGAGAAUCUAACAAUGUUUGAUGUCUUUGUUGGGCUUUGAAAUGAGUGUUGCUGCUUUAUUUUUUCUCCUGUUUAACGUCGGACACUAGUCGCUGGGAGGAUGUCUGGAUCCACUGUGGACCUUCUCAAAGAGACUUCCCUGGCAGCCUGUGGGGUUGGGAAGAUGGAAGCACAAGGUGAUGUGCAUGUGGCACAUGGCAGAACCAGUAUGGAUGUUUUUGCACCUGGGUGAGGAUGAUGAUGAUGGCAUAAGUGACAGGGAUGGAAUAUUUACUGUUUUCUCGGUGGGUUGCUAGAAUCCGUUUAUAAAUUUCUCCUUGUCUUCAGUCAUGGAAAUAAAUUUUUGCUACCAGGGAUUUGAGAUCCUAGA
Messenger RNA from Pogoniulus pusillus (Red-fronted tinkerbird), 1622 nucleotides. Its product is annotated as ras-related GTP-binding protein A. The record is from RefSeq and is a predicted model, not a curated record. The transcript has 10 exons. Gene Ontology annotation, biological process: cellular response to starvation; negative regulation of autophagy. Gene Ontology annotation, molecular function: GTP binding; GTPase activity. Lineage: Eukaryota; Metazoa; Chordata; Aves; Piciformes; Lybiidae. The coding region runs from base 240 to 1181 and encodes 313 amino acids. Gene Ontology annotation, cellular component: nucleus; Gtr1-Gtr2 GTPase complex; lysosome.